GAGGUGGACUCCGGGAGAACAUAAUGUGACAGUAAAUUCAGAUAGUUCUUUGGUUUACAAGCUUCAGCCUGAGAAAAGAAUCUGAAAAGCCUCUUGGCCUCCAGUAAGUCUGUCAUCAUGACUUCUUGACAUCACUCCUCACCAUGAGUGGAGCUGCGCUGGCCGUCGUGGUCGUGGUUGUUUUCUUCUUGGCCCUCUGCCUCCUCCAGCGUUAUGGAGACUUGCGGAAGCAGCAGCGGUUGGUGCUGUUGGGGACGCUGCUGUCCUGGUACCUCUGCUUCCUCAUCGUCUUCAUCCUGCCACUUGAUGUCAGCACGACCAUCUACAAGCAGUGUGUUCUUGACAAGGCCAACCACACUGGUACUGUAACCGGAAUAAGACGCUUAGCUCACACUGGGGCUGACUCAUCUCUUCAUUCCUCUGACAGUGGCACAAAGGGGUGUGUGAAGCCCUGGAGUUACAUUCCGGAUGGUGUCCUACCCGUGUUUUGGAGAGUUGUAUACUGGACGUCCCAGUUUUUAACAUGGCUACUGCUGCCCUUCAUGCAGUCCUAUGCACGGUCGGGAGCUUUCUCUGUGGUUGGAAAGAUCAAAACAGCUCUAAUUGAAAAUGCAAUUUAUUACGGCACGUACCUCCUCAUCUUCAUCUCUCUGCUCAUCUAUGUGACGGCUCACUCACGCUGGAAUCACACAUGGGCAGAGCUCCUGACCAUCGGUAUCACAGCUGCCAAUACCUGGGGCCUCUUCCUUCUGGUGUUGUUGCUGGGCUACGGUCUGGUGGAGAUCCCACGCUCUUACUGGCUCUCAUCUUCCCAUGUUUACUUGCUCUCCAAGACCUACUUCAAAGCAGCAAAAAUGGCUACAGAGAAGGUAGCAGCGGAGGAGAACUUAGCAGAUGUCAUGGAGGAGGUGGCAGGAGUCCAUGAAUCUGUCAGGUACAACCACAUCCUCAGGAAGUGUGUCGACACCAUUCUGACAAAGUGUCCAACUGAGUACCAAGAUGAGAUGGGGAGAAAUGUGGAAAGCUCUCGUGGGGAAGAGAAUGCGCUUCCCACCAAAAGAACCUUAUUUAACCUGCAUAAAAAAGUCAUUUCUGCGGUGCAGAGACACAGACAGACUCAGGUUCAAUGGUCCAUCUUGUUAGAUGAGGCCUUUCAUCUGGAGGAUGUUGCUAAAAGUAAGAGCAGCCCGCUCCGACACUUCACCCACAGCUUCCCUUUGGCACAUCCAAACUGGAUCCGCAGGUUCAUCUACACGCCCACUGUGGAGUGGUACUGGGAGUGUGUGUUCCGACAGGGUUUCUGCAGGCUGCUGGCGGUGCUCCUGUGUCUCCUGUCGGCAGCAGUGGUCUGGUCCGAGUGCACCUUCUUCAGCACACACCCUGUCCUCUCUCUGUUUGCCGUCCUUAUUCAGAUGGCUGAAAAACACUACAACUACAUCUGCAUUGAGGUGGCUUGCUUUGUCAUUAUCCUCUUCAUGUGCGUGUGCGUCUACUCCACAGUUUUCAGGAUACGAGUUUUCAACUAUUAUAAUCUGGUGCCACAUCACCAGACUGAUGCUUACAGCCUGCAGUUCAGUGGCAUGUUGUUUUGUCGUCUGACUCCUCCGCUGUGCCUUAACUUCCUGGGCCUGAUUCACAUGGACUCUGCCGUCUCGCACCAGGACAGAAUACCGACGUCCUACACUUAUAUUAUGGGCUCCAUGCGCCUGCUGUCUGUCAUAUCGGAUGGCUUCUACAUUUAUUACCCCAUGCUGGUGUUGCUGCUCUGUUUUGCCACUUUUUACAAUCUGGGCUCUCGCUGUUUGAACCUCCUGGGCUUGUAUCAGUACAUUGCUAACGAUGAAUUGGCCUCUGACCUGGUGGAUGAAGGCAAGGAGCUCAUCAGAAGAGAAAGGAGGAGAAGACAGAAAGCUGAGGAUGGACAAAAUCGAAGAUUGGCCUGGAGGGAGCAGUAUGGAGUCCAGGGGGCCGCUGGGAGGACUAGAGCCGGUUACACCGAGUUAAAGGAUGAACAGGCCAGUCCUGCAUUAGAGAACAAGAAAAAUGGUAAUAAGUACACUAGAAGAGAUGGAAAGACGGAGGAGGAGCAGCAGGCCAGCUUACUGCAGGACUACUCCAGUGACGAGGGAUCGCCAAACAGAAGAUCCCCAGGAGGACGUUACCUGUCUCUGUCACCUCCACUGAAGGGCAUCUUUGACGAUGUUUGAUAGACUGAGGAUGCAGGGAAUGCAAAAAGCUUGAACACGAAUGAAUAAUUUAAGCGUAAAUUAUUUCCAAGAAAGUCUGAAUCCAAAGGAUUAUAUCUCAGGAAAUAAAGAGACUGUAUCUGAGAUGUGCACAUGUUAUCAGGUAAUGGAUGAAAGUGAAAACCACAGCAUUAAUAAAACGUUUUAUAAGCUAGCUGGCUUCUUUUACUGGUUCAUACAAGGAGAUUGACAACUGUUAAGGGAUGUUUCUCAUCCAGAGCCUUAACCUGUUUGUGUACAGCCAAUCCUUUUUGUAUUCUUGAAGUAAUGUUUUGAAUAGUUGCGUACCAGAUUGGAGGAUGAAAGAGAAUACAGUACACUAUCUAAAUGUAUGCCAUGGAUACCUUCUUUUUUCUUAAAAAUGAAAUUGACUACUGUACCCGAGAUGAAAUGAAACAUGCACACAAGGGAAAUAUAUUUGCAUCUUCCAUCUUUUAUGUUGAACACAUUGUGUAAAUAGACUGUAUGUGGACUAUAUUUUCCAAAAGACAUGACUUGUAUGUAAUGCAGUGUCCAGUUAUUUUCUGUGAGGGUGUGAUUGUACGGUAAACAUAAUCCUCCUACAUAUUUAUUUUAUCUUCACUUGGAUUGUGAAUGACCUCAAAUGUGAUGCACCAGUAAACAUCCCUCACAUCAAUAAUAUCCUCACUGUAAUAUAUAAAGUAUUCUGAGUGACUGUGAAAUAAUAUGGCCAUAUUUAAGACAGUGUUCAUGUUUGAUAUUUUUGGGGGGGAUUUUUUAAAAUUAUUUUUUUCUAUUAUUUUUAAAUUCUCUAUCUAGAAAAAAUAAUGUUUUGUAAAUUGCAGUGGAACAUACAUUCAUGUAUUCUAAUUAUUCGGGGCACAGUGAAUCUACAUUAAGGCAAAAAAUGUAUAUAUUUUAUGACUUUGUGAAUUAAAUAAUAUUGGUUUA
Molecule: messenger RNA, 3158 nt
Organism: Stegastes partitus (bicolor damselfish)
Lineage: Eukaryota; Metazoa; Chordata; Actinopteri; Pomacentridae
Product: LMBR1 domain-containing protein 2-B-like
Exons: 18
Coding region: 144-2207 (687 amino acids)
Biological process (GO): adrenergic receptor signaling pathway
Cellular component (GO): membrane
Source: RefSeq, a predicted model, not a curated record